Ctenopharyngodon idella (grass carp) is the source of this 4339-nucleotide messenger RNA. RefSeq names its product podocan-like protein 1. Bases 1089 to 3245 code for a protein of 718 amino acids. Lineage: Eukaryota; Metazoa; Chordata; Actinopteri; Cypriniformes; Xenocyprididae. The transcript has 4 exons. Gene Ontology annotation, molecular function: protein binding. The record is from RefSeq and is a predicted model, not a curated record.
GUUAAACCGAAUGACUUUUUUGGUGACAAAUUUUGUCCAUAUUGUAAAAAUGACAAAAGCAGUGUUCUCAUCUCAUUGUUAACACUUAAUAAAACUUUAAAAUUAAUUAUAUCUCCAUUAUGUUUUUUUUUUUACACUUUUAAAAACCUUAUUCGUCUAUGACCCAUAUAUAUAUUUUCCUGCCAGCUCACACGCUCCUCUCCUGCUGCUUGAUGGUGACAGCAAACAUCUUAUUUUAAUCAUAUUUUUAUUUUCUCAUCUGCAUCUGAUAAAGCUCCACUGGGACAAACAGUGGGAGUCAGAGUUAGGCAGUAGCUUGCAGAAAUGCCUCAGAAUUUCUGAGAAAUGUUUUUGCUCCACUUGUUUGCACUUGUCUCUUGGUAUUGACGUUUUUAUCUAUUACAAGGAAAUUUAGAAUAGUGGUUAAACAAAAUGGUUUUUUACAAUGACAGAUUCUUAAACUUUUACAUUUUAAUUCUCAGUCUUGAAUAUUUUCUUAUGCCCUUUAGCUUAACUUUCUUCAACCCAAAACUUUUGUCUCACCUCACACAGCUCUAUGUGACUGACUAAAUAUGAACCUAUUGUAAGGUCAAAUGUCACAGACCCUUUUAGUGAAACACUUGUCAUUGUGGUGCCAGUGGGUCAGCACCGGUGUCUGUGAAAGUAAGACAUAUAGUGUGAAUUCUAAAAUGAAUUCUGACCUUUGACCUCUCUAUCCGGUAUGUCUAUCUCCGUUCCCCUGAAAUGAUCCGUGAAAUGAUUUUUCUGGAUCUAGCGUGUGAGUGAGAAAAUUCCUGUAAUGAUAAGUGUCUUUGAAGAAAGCUAUUACUCAAGAGAGUAUCAUUUUCCUGAGUGUGUAUGUGGAAUUUGCAUUAGGGAGAAGAAGAGUCUUUAAAUGCAUCCAUUAGUCUGUAUGCGCAUCUAUUUGUUUGUGUAUGUGUGUACUGAGUCAGUCUCAGUGGCGUAAAGACAGUCUGUGCAACACAGGAAGCCAGCAUGUCUUCCAUAUCUGAAGAGUACAAGGACUUAUACAUCUGAAGGACGCCACAUACUCACCUUGAACACACUCCAGCCAUUUUUAGCCAAAAAUGAAGCCCCUAAUGCUGCUGUUUUGGAUUUUUGCUGUGCCUGUACACACUUUUGUACUUCAGCCGAGUGUAAAUUUGACAGUCCUUCAGAAUGUAUCUUCAGAAGUUGACCUUUGGGUAGAGCAGAGACUUGAUCGGUUGAUGGAGGAUCUUAACAUUGAAAUGGAGAAAAGAAGUGAGGAAGAAGCCACAAUCCAAGGGGCGGAUGAAGAAACAGACACGGUUCACAGUAAGAGAAAUAAAGAGCAUGGUAUGAAGAAAACAGAAAGGGAGAAACAAACAAGAGGGCACACAGAAAGUGAUGUAAUAAAGAAGGAAGUCAAAGUGAAAGAGGAUCAGCAAGGACAGAAUCUGUCGGAUGCAACCUUAACCAAACCCAUCCUCACUGCGUGGAAUACCACCUAUUCACAAGAAAUGGAGGGUGAGGAACAUCUACCUCCAACAGUCAAUCAAUAUACCACUCCCCCUACCAUGGCCACCACCUCCCAACCUGUCCUGCACUUGCUUACAGAAUCAGUUACUUUACUUCCAUCAUCCCCAUCCACAUCACAAAGACAAGCAACUGCUGAGACCUCGUCUAUUUUAACCGAUAAUGCACUUUCAUCCGAAACUACAGUUGAAACCACAAAACUUCACAUUGUAAAUUCAACUGCUGAGGCAAUGGGAACCACCUUAUUAGUAAAUGAAAGCAGCGCACAUGAUGACCUCAGAGUGGAACUCCAUGUGACGAACAGCUCUAAAGUCCACCCACUAGAGGAAGUGAGUGUUGACGUCACAGCAAUGGCAGCAAGGGCAGGACCCACUGCAAAGGCCCCUCCGAGUACUUUCAUGGCCAAACCAAAAAACAAAGCAGCAAGUGCCAAACUUAAAGCCAAUAAAACAUUAAAAGCGAAGAAAAAAAAGGAAAUCAAAGGGAAGGUGAAAAAGACAACCAAAGUUUUGAAAAAAGCAAAGAAAGUGAAAAAGUUAAAACGAGAGCGGAAAUUGAAGCCAACAACACCUUCGUAUUUUCCUUAUUUUGAAGAUCACUAUUGUCCCUCUGAAUGUUCCUGCUAUGGGAGGGUUGUGCAGUGUUCUGACAAAGAUUUGGGCAAAAUACCUUAUGGAAUUCCUUACAACUCCCGUUAUGUUCUCUUAAUGAACAACCACAUCGAUAGCAUUCAAUUGAACUUGCUCUCCGAGUACGACUCUAUGGAGUUCCUGGUGUUAAGCAACAACCGUUUAUCAGAUGCGUCGAUCGAGGGUGCCUUUGAAGGGAUCCAGAGCCUUAAGAGACUAUACGUGGAGCGGAACCUUCUCCGAAGCAUUCCCACAGACCUGCCAGUUACUCUCGAGGAACUACGGCUGGACAGGAACCAGAUAAGUGUGAUGUCUGAUGCAGCCUUCGGACGCUGUCCAAACCUUCUGAUUCUCAGCCUGAGCAACAACAGCCUAGGGAACAAAUCUAUCCCUCCGGGAGUUCUUCUUCCUUUGGGCAAACUUCGAACACUUACGCUUUCCUACAACCAGCUUUCCUCUGUUCCGCUGCAGCUGCCCCUCAGUCUUCGAGAACUCUAUCUUAGAGGCAACCGCAUUCAAAGUCUCCAAGGCGACAUGUUCUGGGGUGAGGCGGAGCUAGAGGUUCUGGAUCUAAGUGCAAAUAGAUUGACCGAUAAAGGACUGGGGAAGGCAGCACUACUGAAUGCCAGUAACCUUGAGAGUUUAAAUCUAGAGGGCAAUUCUUUGAAGCAGGUUCCUCACCAUCUACCCCGCACCAUAAAGACCCUCAACUUGGAGGGAAACUUCAUAUCUAGCAUAACUAAGGAUGCUUUUAUCUCAAUGCCUCAGUUGGAGCAUCUAGGACUAGCAAGAAACAAGAUUACCAAGGUGGCCCUUGGUGCCUUUCGGGUUCUUCCACUUCUGCAUCAGCUAGACAUGAGUCACAACUCCUUACAACAGGUACCACGGCAGCUCCCAUUGUGGCUGCACUCUGCAACAUUUGUGAACAACAAGGUCCGUGCAAUUCCACGUGAUGCUUUCUGUUGGGGUCGAGGCAACGAGUCUCCCCUUAGCCGCUUGGUCAAGGUGCACCUGGAAUAUAACAUGAUAGAUCUGGGCCACCUGGACACGUUGGCCUUCCGAUGCCUUCGAGGCUUUCAGGUGGUGCAGUUUUACUAAACGAAACUGUUCGGGAAGCCCUGGAAAUGGUCAUCAUAUGGAAUUUACUGGUUUUAGCUUGUCUGGACUGAAGACCUUUAACAGAGCCAAGCGGCAUCUGGUAUCAUGAUGGAGAAAAUUGGUGAACUUGUUUUUGAUAAAAUUUGCAGUUAGUGAUGAGGAAACAAUAUAGACUCCAAACAGCAGAACCUGAUUUCACCAAGUGCAACAUGUUCCUGGAUCAACAUCUUUGUUGAUCCUGGAACAACAAUCCAAUCAACCAAUCAAAUUUGUGGAACAGUUUACAGUUUAUGUCAAGUGGGCAACAUGCACAAGACGCAUCUCGGUCCCAGCUGCAGGGUUAGGUGCUUCUACAACAGUUGGUCACCUAUCAUUUCCCUCUAAUUUAAGGGAUAACUUAUGGGUAGGGUUAGAAUUAGGGGCAGGGAUAUAGUUGGAAUACAAAUUUCAGACAGAAAUGUUGCUCCAGGAUCAACAAAAUAUGUUUAUCCAGGAAUGCGUCUAAAUCAGCAAACUCAGGAUGUGCCUGCAAGCAUGUCGUAUAGGGCACAAACUGUAUCCAGGCACUGAUCUUUAGACCUUACAAAAUAGGAUUGUGUUGUAUGUUGCUUCCGACACAUUAAGACUGGUAGUGCUCAUGGGGACACAGAUUUGAGUCCAGCCUGGGUCACGAUCGAUUACUGAUGCCCAAUUCCUUAUACCUUCCUGUUGCUGCUUCACUGAUUUUUUUCAAAUAAAAGUAAAAAAAUAACCAAAUUUUAAUGCCUGUGUCUUGGGUUACUUGACUUGAAGACUUCCAUAAGAUGCAUUGAUGUUUGCAACUUUUACAUCACUAAAAUGUGACUAGUUGUUGAACGCCAGAGAGAACAAGGCUGUUUUGCUAGGACGAAUCUUAAGACAGUACUUUUGAGAUGUUAUUAUUUUUAUUCACUGUUUCAUAAGUGUAUUUCAUGAAGUGUAUUACCUAUCAAACUUGGCAGUCUACUUUAUCUCUCUUUCUCAGCCCUGAUUUGCCAAAGUGGUUCUUCAUGACCUUUCAUAGCUCAAGGGCUUGCUGCAAAGAUAAACUGUUGAAAAUUCAUUCUUUUAUAGCU